Formica exsecta is the source of this 384-nucleotide messenger RNA. RefSeq lists its product as uncharacterized. The transcript has a single exon. The record is from RefSeq and is a predicted model, not a curated record. The coding region runs from base 1 to 384 and encodes 127 amino acids. NCBI's taxonomy places the organism in Eukaryota, Metazoa, Arthropoda, Insecta, Hymenoptera, Formicidae.
AUGUCGGACAGUUCGGAACAGCUGUCAUCGCCGAACAGCGACUGCAACAGCCAGAUGGGCGUCGUGCAUCGCAAUGCAACCGCGCAGUACGGCAACGCGACGUCGAUGUCUGGUCUCGGGUUGACUCAUCAUCCCCAGAAUUUGACGCCUACGUCGAACGGCAGUCCCUCCUGGAGAGCUCCUGCGGAUACUGAUCCGCAGGAGCUCUCCACCUGCAGCUCCGCCAGCGUGAGCACCAAUAUCACCAACAUCAGCAGUCUCUCCUUCAGCAGCACCACCAGCCUCUCCCUCAGCAGCACCACCAGCAAUUUCACCCCCGAGCAAAUAUCCUGCAUGUGCGAAGCGCUUUCGCAAAGUCAGGAUAUCGAGAAGCUGUCGAGGUAA